AUGAAGGGGUCUUUGGGUAUCAUUGUGGUACUAUUCUCCUUGUUGUCUGUGGAAGGGAAAAGUGUUAAUAAAAAAACUGAUGCGCCAAAGUUAGAGUCUCUCCCAAAAUGUGACUGCGGAAAGGAAAUAUCCGGAAAACUUCAUGGAAAAAUCCUUAGUCCAAACUUCCCGCUCACCUACCCGACUGACACGCUAUGCACAUGGAAAAUUACAGUGCCCGAAGGAUAUGCAGUUAGUUUGGACUUUAAAGUGGUAGAAAUAGAGAGGGACUACGACAUGCUAUAUAUAUACGACACAACCACUGGGGAUCACAUUGGCAGAUUGACGGGUCAUCAGAAUGGCUAUCAGCUGAACUCAACGUCAAAUAAAGUGACCAUCUUCUUCUCCUCCGACCAAUACAGGGGUGGCCCAGGAUUCAAAAUAGUCUUUAAAGCAAUAAAUCUUCACCCAGUCGUAUGCGGAGGGACUAUUAAUGGAAAAACAAGUGGAGAGAUAGUCAGCCCGAAUUUCCCCAACAACUAUCCGCUAGGAAUCACAUGUACCUGGAAAAUAGUGGUCACAGAAGGUUCAGUCGUCAAACUCUAUUUCCAGACCGUAGAAACGGAAAAAACAUACGACACGAUUACGAUUACCGACUCUUACACCAACGAGUUUAUUGACAAAAUAUCUGGUAGUAAGAAAGGUUAUACCGUCACGUCUACUGGAAACAGAGUUACCGUUCUUUUCACUGCUGAUGAGAAUGAUUCAGAACAAGGGUUUAAACUGUUAUUUAGCACCAUUACACCACCAACGCCACCGACCACCGUUAUUCCACCCGUAGUGUGUGGCGGUAAAAUAACUGGAAAAGACAAGGGGAGAAUUACGAGCCCGUUGUAUCCUAAAUCCUAUCCCAUCGAUGUGGCCUGUACAUGGGAGCUGACAGUGUCCGAAGGCAAACUUAUCAGGGUAUAUUCGACGUUCAUGUCGACAGAGGCCGGUUCAGAUAUCAUCACAUUCCUUGACCCAUUGUCAGGUUCCUAUAUAACCAGUGUGAGCGGAGACAAAAGCGAUUUUUCGACCGUUUCUAUCGACAAUACUUUAACUAUCGUGUUCCUUUCGGACGCAGAAAUAACGGGAGAUGGCUUUAUCUUGAAUUUUGAGGCCUUUACCCCACCAACAGAACCACCUACCACCUUGGAAGACGUUUGCGGAGGAGAAAUUACCGGACAAAGCCGAGGAAACAUUCAUAGUCCAAGAUUUCCGUCGGAAUAUCCAUUGGAUAUAAACUGCACUUGGGUUAUUACGGUCCCGGAAGGAAAAUACAUGAGACUGGCUUUCCCAAUUCUUCGAACCGAAGAGAAUCACGAUCUUAUUGUACUUAAAACAGACGAUUACCUUGACGAGGUAAGUGGACAUGAAGAUGGAUUAGUGUUGUUACCAGAAAGCAACAAAGUCACGAUCUUUUUUACAUCCGACUCAGAAAGACCAGACACUGGAUUUAACAUGACAUUUGAAGCUGUGGAAAUAAAACAAGUAACGUCCGAAAAAAUCGUGCACACAGGAUCAGUAGUAAAAGUCCAAGAAACCCAUACAUCACACACCUAUAAAAUUGAAGGCAAAGGUCCCGCUCAAAAGGUCCAAGAAAUUGAAUCUUUUCAAGGCAAACCUGUAGAAAAAGUUCAAGAAACUCAUUCAUCACACACUUAUAAAAUUGAAGGCAAAGGUCCUUCCGAAAAGGUCCAAGAAAUUGAAUCAUUACAAGGUCAAAAGAAACCUCAAGAAAAUAAAGGCGACGAAACUGUUGAAAAUAUUCAAGAAAAUAAAUCAUCAGAAGGUCAAGUAAAACCUGCAGAUGUUGACGAAGGAUCCGAUAACAAUGUCCAAGAAUCCAAUUCAGCGGAAAAUCAAGAGAAAACUCAAGAAACCGAAGGUAAAGCACCUGUCGAAAAUGUCCAGGAAACUCAGUCAUCACAAAGUCAAGAGGAAGCCUCAAAAAUCCAAGGCGAAACACCUGUCGAAAAUGAAUCAGAAAGUCAAAAGAAACCCCUAAAUUUGUUAGGACCCAAUGAACCCUCACAUGAUGUUCAAGAAAAUAAACAAUCAGAGAGUCAAGAAAAUACCCCAAAAAUUGAAGGCGAAGGAUCUGACGAAAAUGUUCAAGAAAAUGAACCAUCAGAGAGUCAAAAAGGAUCUCAAGAAAAGGAAGGCGAAGGAUCUGAAGAAAAUGUUCAAGAAAAUGAACCAUCAGAGACUCAAGAAGGAUCCCAAGAAAAGGAAGGCGAAGAACCUGAGGAAAAUGUUCAAGAAAUUGAACCAUCAGAGAGUCAAGAAGAAACCCAAGAAAUGGAAGGCGAAGGAUCGGACGAAAAUGGUCAAGAAAAUGAAUCAUCAGAAAGUCAAGUUAAACCUAUAGAUAUGGCAAGCGAAGCAUCCUCAGAUGAUGUUCAAGAAAAUGAACCAUCAGAGAGUCAAGAAGGAUCCCAAGAGAAGGAAGGCGAAGAAUCUGAAGAAAAUGUUCAAGAAAAUGAACCAUCAGAGACUCAAGAAGGAUCCCAAGAAAAGGAAGGCGAAGAACCUGAGGAAAAUGUUCAAGAAAAUGAACCAUCAGAGAGUCAAGAAGGAUCCCAAGAAAAGGAAGGAGAAGGAUCUGAAGAAAAUGGUCAAGAAAAUGAACCAUCAGAGAGUCAAGAAGGACAGCAAGAAAUGGAAGGUGAAGAACCUGAAGAAAAUGUUCAAGAGAAUGAACCAUUAGAUAGUCAAAAAGGAUCCCAAGAAAAGGAAGGCGAAGGAACUGAAGAAAAUGUUCAAGAAAAUGAACCAUCAGAGACUCAAGAAGGAUCCCAAGAAAAGGAAGGCGAAGAACCUGAAGAAAAUGUUCCAGAAAAUGAACCAUCAGAGAGUCAAGAAGAAACCCAAGAAAUGGAAGGCGAAGGAUCGGACGAAAAUGGUCAAGAAAAUGAAUCAUCAGAAAGUCAAGUUAAACCCAUAGAUAUGGCAAGCGAAGCAUCCUCAGAUGAUGUUCAAGAAAAUGAACCAUCAGAGAGUCAAGAAGAAACCCAAGAGAUGGAAGGCGAUGGAUCUGACGAAAAAAGUCAAGAAAAAGAACAAUCAGAGAGUCAAGAAGGACCGCAAGAAAUAGAAAGCGAAGAACCUGAAGAAAAUGUUGAAGAAAAUGAACCAUCAGAGAGUAAGGAAGGACCCCAAGAAAUGGAAGGCGAAGGAUUGGACGAAAAUGGUCAAGAAAAUGAACCAUCAGAGAGUCAAGAAGGACAGCAAGAAAUGGAAGGUGAAGAAUCUGAAGAAAAUGUUCAAGAGAAUGAACCAUUAGAUAGUCAAAAAGGAUCCCAAGAAAAGGAAGGCGAAGAAUCUGAAGAAAAUGUUCAAGAAAAUGAACCAUCAGAGAGUCAAAAAGGAUCCCAAGAAAAGGAAGACGAAGGAUCUGAAGAAAAUGUUCCAGAAAAUGAACCAUCAGAGAGUAAGGAAGAACCCCAAGAAAUGGAAGGCGAAGGAUCGGACGAAAAUGGUCAAGAAAAUGAACCAUCAGAGAGUCAAGAAGGACAGCAAGAAAUGGAAGGUGAAGAACCUGAAGAAAAUGUUCAAGAGAAUGAACCAUUAGAUAGUCAAAAAGGAUCCCAAGAAAAGGAAGGAGAAGGAUCUGAAGAAAAUGUUCAAGAAAAUGAACCAUCAGAGACUCAAGAAGGAUCCCAAGAAAAGGAAGACGAAGGAUCUGAAGAAAAUGUUCCAGAAAAUGAACCAUCAGAGAGUAAGGAAGAACCCCAAGAAAUGGAAGGCGAAGGAUCGGACGAAAAUGGUCAAGAAAAUGAACCAUCAGAGAGUCAAGAAGGACAGCAAGAAAUGGAAGGUGAAGAACCUGAAGAAAAUGUUCAAGAGAAUGAACCAUUAGAUAGUCAAAAAGGAUCCCAAGAAAAGGAAGGCGAAGGAUCUGAAGAAAAUGAACAAGAAAAUGAACCAUUAGAGAGUCAAGAAGAAACACAAGAGAUGGAAGGCGAUGGCUCAGAAGAAAAUAGUCAAGAAAAUGAACACUCAGAGAGUCAAGAAGGACCGCAAGAAAUGGAAGGCGAAGGAUCUGAAGAAAAUGUUCAAGAAAAUGAACCAUCAGAGAGUCAAGAAGGACAGCAAGAAAUGGAAGGCGAAGGACCUGAAGAAAAUAAUAAAGAAAAUGAACCAUCAGAGAGUCAGGAAGGACCCCAAGAAAUGGAAGAAGGUGAAGGUUCUGAAGAAAAUGUUCAAGAAAAUGAACCAUCAGAUAAUCAAGAAGAACCCCAAGAAACGGAAGGUGAAGUUUCCUCAGAUGAUGUUCAAGAUAAUUGAUGAAGUUGACAACGAACAACCAUGAUAAAGAGAACACAAAGUCAAUGUAAAGAGGGACUUUUCUGACGAGUAAACAUGAAUGUACGAUAAAGAAACCAAAGCAUAAAUUCAAAAUCGAUGCACUAUUACUUUUGUUCUUAUGAAAGGAAAACAAAAUAAAUGUUUUUAUAGAAAUAG
Messenger RNA from Magallana angulata, 4488 nucleotides. RefSeq lists its product as uncharacterized. The transcript has 14 exons. The coding region runs from base 1 to 4311 and encodes 1436 amino acids. The record is from RefSeq and is a predicted model, not a curated record. Lineage: Eukaryota; Metazoa; Mollusca; Bivalvia; Ostreida; Ostreidae.